Messenger RNA from Lachancea mirantina, 1350 nucleotides. The record is from the annotation of a GenBank genome assembly. Lineage: Eukaryota; Fungi; Ascomycota; Saccharomycetes; Saccharomycetales; Saccharomycetaceae.
AUGGACAACAAGCGAGCUUCUUCACGCCGAUUCAAUAAUCCGGUUCAAUGGCAAAACAAAAAGGAAUUCUUUAAAAUAUUUGGAAUCCUAUCCAUUCUGCUAUGGCUUUUGUUUCUGUCAACCAUGUGCUACCUGUAUGGGUCGACAUGGAAAUUUCCUUCCAGAGUGCAAGCGUUCCACAUUUUGUACGUCGAUUACGAUCAAGGUGUCAUCGGCAAGAGUGUCGAUCAGGCGUAUGAGAGAUUGCGGGGACCUUCGUUUCUGACAUUGGAUAAGGCGGACACUGCCAGAUUUCCCAGCAUAGAAGAUGUAGUAGAUGAGGUCAAGAAAAACAAAUACUGGGGAGCGUUUCUCGUCCAUCCCGACUCAUCGGACCGUCUUUCUGAAGCGAUUCAGGGCGGCGAGGCGGCUAGCAAGUAUGGAUCAUCGCCUGCGCUGACUUACGUUUGGAACGAAGUGCGGUAUCCUCCGAUUACGGACGAGGCCAUCGAAGGCAGUUUCACCGGCCUUGUCGAGGCUACGCGUCAGUCGUAUAACGCGCUGUAUGCAUCGCAAGCAAUGCAGAACUUAAACAGCUCCAGUCCACAGGCCUUACAAGCGUUUCUUGAUCCAGUGCCGUUUUCCUCUAUUAAUUUGAUGCCCACGUUGCAAGGAACUAAGUUGUUCUACAACACGGUAGGUAUGGUGAUGCCCAUUCUUCAACAGUUUUUCUUCCUUCUGAUCCUCAAUGGGCUCUCUUACGAGCUCAAGAUAUACAAGGAGUUAUCUUUUCAGGCCACACUGCUUCUGCGGACAAUUGCAAGCGUUGCUUUCACUUUCGGCGCUUCGCUCUGCACUGCAGGCUACAUCUGGGCUUUCCGUGAGGCCUGGCAAGUCAACGGAAACCAGUUUGUUCUUAGCUGGAUGGUUUACUGGCUUCUCAUGUACGUGCACCUGCUGAUCUUGGAUUGCUGCACCGCCUUCCUUCCUCCCCCGGCUUUGCCAUUCGUUGUCCUCCCGUACAUCAUCAUCAACAUCACGGGCACAAUCAGUCCGUUUGAAAUCAACCCAGGCUUCUAUCGCUGGGCAUACGCGUUGCCUGCAAAAGAGGCGUACGACGUUCUAACGGAUAUCUGGUCCGGCGGCUACGUGCCAAGUCUGUAUCGUGCUUUGCCAGUAGUGUUUUCUUGGCUGGUGGCGGCUAGUGUUGUUGCCGUGUUUGGACACCGGUUCAGGUACAGAGCACUGCUACGCAAGCUCAGGGAAGCGGACGAAACUGCCGAGAAGCGGGUAAGUACAAGUGUCAGCCCUACUUUUACUGAUGUGAACAUAAAUCGCCACAUAGAGGAAGAUAUGGAUAGCGAAGUGUGA